This is a messenger RNA of Rhizopus microsporus ATCC 52813, 914 nucleotides long. RefSeq lists its product as uncharacterized. Lineage: Eukaryota; Fungi; Mucoromycota; Mucoromycetes; Mucorales; Rhizopodaceae. The coding region runs from base 36 to 533 and encodes 165 amino acids. The record is from RefSeq and is a predicted model, not a curated record. The transcript has 2 exons.
CCUUCUUUCUCUUUUUCCUUUUUUUUUUCCCCUUCAUGUUGAUUCCAUUCAUUACCGUCUUUUUGCUUCUUAUUCACUAUAUCUUGGCUGACAGCCCUAGUGUACUUGCCAUCAAUGCGCCUCAACCAAAUCAACAACUCACGAGUAAAACACAUUUCAAUCUGACUUAUACCAUUGUUGGUUCACAAACAACCAAUCCACCCUUCAGUGCUUACUAUUUUAAUUCACUCGCGGCUGAAUUUAUUUGGAAAGAUCGCUCAGGGGGACAGUCUCAAUCACUAAAGAUCUCCUCUUCACUUGAUUGUGCACCUUACCCUGCCGGUCUUCAAAACAAAGUGUACAACCAACAAUUUAAUGUUCCUAAUUGCCACUUCUUUUCUCGUUAUCCACCUUCUCAAUAUGAUUUCUCCAUUCUCUUCACACCUUAUUACGCUCCUCCCACCAACUCAUCACCUGCCACUGGCCCCGAACAGCCUCCUGUGUCCGUGCCUGUGACCAUUCAUGUCAACAAUGAUACUUUUCCAAAAUGUUAAAUGUUUAUAAUAAAUUCUAUUACACAUGGUAUCGUCUCAUCUUUUCAUCUUUUUCUUCAUUUCCUCCUUCAUUUUCACCCACAACAAUCCAUUCGACAUCACCCGAAAGUAAGGCGUCACUGUAAUCAGAAGGGAAAUGGUCGUUGAUAAAGAAUGGUAACAAGAGACGGAAUAAGAUGCGUACAGAUGUUUCUUGCUUUAAUCGACCGAUCACGUGUCGAUUGAGUAUACCAGACAGAUGGAGGUAGGAUAUAGGACGGACAGGUACGGGUUGAUUCGUCUUGGGAUCCGGUGGGUAAAUGGUAAUUUUGUAGGCUGCAUCAAUAAAUACAAGUGUGCCUGGAGGAGGACUAUACCAAUAGGGAAUACGAGGCACGACAU